CUGGGCUGUAGCCGGCGCGGCGCGCGGUGCGGCCUGGGAGAGUCGGAAGCGCGGUGGCCGCGGAGCCCUGCGAGUAGGCAGCGUUGAGCCCAUGCAGGACGCGGAGAACGUGGCGGUGCCCGAGGCGGCCGAGGAGCGCGCCGAGCCCGGCCAGCAGCAGCCGGCCGCCGAGCCGCCGCCAGCCGAGGGGCUGCUGCGGCCCGCGGGGCCCGGCGCUCCGGAGGCGGCGGGGACCGAGGCCUCCAGUGAGGAGGUGGGGGUCGCGGAGGCCGGGCCGGAGCCCGAGGUGAGGACCGAGCCGGCGGCCGAGGCAGAGGCGGCCUCCGGCUCGUCUGAGUCGCCCUCGCCGCCGGCCGCCGAGGAGCCGCCCGGGUCGCACGCUGAGCCUCCUGCCCCGGCACAGGGCGAGGCCCCAGGAGAGCACGCUCGGGACGAGCGCUCCGACAGCCGGGCCCAGGCGGCGUCCGAGGACGCGGGAGGAAACGAGGGCAGAGCGGCCGAGGCCGAACCCCGGGCGCUGGAGAACGGCGACGCGGACGAGCCCUCCUUCAGCGACCCCGAGGACUUCGUGGACGACGUGAGCGAGGAAGAAUUACUGGGAGAUGUACUCAAAGAUCGGCCCCAGGAAGCAGAUGGAAUUGAUUCGGUGAUUGUAGUGGACAAUGUCCCUCAGGUGGGACCCGACCGACUUGAGAAACUCAAAAAUGUCAUCCACAAGAUCUUUUCCAAGUUUGGGAAAAUCACAAAUGAUUUUUAUCCUGAAGAGGAUGGGAAGACAAAAGGGUAUAUUUUCCUGGAGUACGCGUCCCCUGCCCACGCUGUGGAUGCCGUGAAGAACGCCGACGGCUACAAGCUUGACAAGCAGCACACGUUCCGGGUCAACCUCUUCACGGAUUUUGACAAGUAUAUGACCAUCAGUGAUGAGUGGGAUAUUCCAGAGAAACAGCCUUUCAAAGACCUGGGGAACUUACGUUACUGGCUUGAAGAGGCAGAAUGCAGAGAUCAGUACAGCGUGAUUUUUGAGAGUGGAGACCGCACUUCCAUAUUCUGGAAUGACGUAAAAGACCCUGUCUCAAUUGAAGAAAGAGCGAGAUGGACAGAGACGUAUGUGCGUUGGUCUCCUAAGGGCACCUACCUGGCUACCUUUCAUCAAAGAGGCAUUGCUCUAUGGGGGGGAGAGAAAUUCAAGCAAAUUCAGAGAUUCAGCCACCAAGGGGUUCAGCUCAUUGACUUCUCACCUUGUGAAAGAUACCUGGUGACCUUUAGCCCCCUGAUGGACACGCAGGAUGACCCUCAGGCCAUAAUCAUCUGGGACAUCCUUACGGGGCACAAGAAGAGAGGUUUUCACUGUGAGAGCUCAGCCCAUUGGCCUAUUUUUAAGUGGAGCCAUGAUGGCAAAUUCUUUGCCAGAAUGACCCUGGAUACGCUUAGCAUCUAUGAAACUCCUUCUAUGGGUCUUUUGGACAAGAAGAGUUUGAAGAUCUCUGGGAUAAAAGACUUUUCUUGGUCUCCUGGUGGUAACAUAAUCGCCUUCUGGGUGCCUGAAGACAAAGAUAUUCCAGCCAGGGUAACCCUGAUGCAGCUCCCUACCAGGCAAGAGAUCCGAGUGAGGAACCUGUUUAAUGUGGUGGACUGCAAGCUCCAUUGGCAGAAGAACGGAGACUACUUGUGUGUGAAAGUAGAUAGGACUCCGAAAGGCACCCAGGGUGUUGUCACAAAUUUUGAAAUUUUCCGAAUGAGAGAGAAACAGGUACCUGUGGAUGUGGUCGAAAUGAAAGAAACCAUCAUAGCCUUUGCCUGGGAACCAAAUGGAAGUAAGUUUGCUGUGCUGCACGGAGAGGCUCCGCGGAUAUCUGUGUCUUUCUACCAUGUCAAAAACAACGGGAAGAUUGAACUCAUCAAGAUGUUCGACAAGCAGCAGGCGAACACCAUCUUCUGGAGCCCCCAAGGACAGUUCGUGGUGUUGGCGGGCCUGAGGAGUAUGAACGGUGCCUUAGCGUUUGUGGACACUUCGGACUGCACGGUCAUGAACAUCGCAGAGCACUACAUGGCUUCUGACGUCGAAUGGGAUCCUACUGGGCGCUACGUCGUCACCUCUGUGUCCUGGUGGAGCCAUAAGGUGGACAACGCGUACUGGCUGUGGACUUUCCAGGGACGCCUCCUGCAGAAGAACAACAAGGACCGCUUCUGCCAGCUGCUGUGGCGGCCCCGGCCUCCCACACUCCUGAGCCAGGAGCAGAUCAAGCAAAUUAAAAAGGACCUGAAGAAAUACUCUAAGAUCUUUGAACAGAAGGAUCGUUUGAGUCAGUCCAAAGCCUCAAAGGAAUUGGUGGAGAGAAGGCGCACCAUGAUGGAAGAUUUCCGGAAGUACCGGAAAAUGGCCCAGGAGCUCUACAUGGAGCAGAAAAACGAGCGCCUGGAGUUGCGAGGAGGGGUGGACACUGAUGAGCUGGACAGCAACGUGGACGACUGGGAAGAGGAGACCAUUGAGUUCUUCGUCACUGAAGAAAUCAUCCCCCUCGGGAAUCAGGAGUGACCUGGAGCGCUGUGUGCAGCCGUGUGUGGUGUGGAGCCGAGGCCGUCCUGCAGGAAGCCCACGUGACUCCCGCCUCCUCCCCGUGCUCUCUGGCUCUGGACUGUGACUGCGCCUGGAUUCUGCCAUUGCGACACAUUUUUGUGCCUUUCAGCCCCUGGUGUCUGCAGUGGGGGGUUUAAGGCACCCGCUUCCACUUCUUUCUUGUUUGGAGUUUUCUGUCGGAACCGCCGGUGUUGGCUCCGUAGACUUAGCAACGCCACCGGCAGCACCUUCUGCGCCCAGUGAUGUUUCCUUGGUGCCUGUACACAGCCGAGCGGCGUUUCCGUUGAAGGACUUGCAUCCCCAUCACGGGCAGUGGUGGACAUGUCCCGGAGACCCACCGGGAGGGCGCCGCCAUGCCUCGUACCCCCACCGUGCAGGUUGUGGCCAGUUUUCUCCACAGGUUGAAUGUGGAAAUAAAAGCAAACUUCUAUGAAA
Messenger RNA from Symphalangus syndactylus (siamang), 3013 nucleotides. RefSeq names its product eukaryotic translation initiation factor 3 subunit B (gene EIF3B). Gene Ontology annotation, molecular function: RNA binding; translation initiation factor activity; translation initiation factor binding. The record is from RefSeq and is a predicted model, not a curated record. NCBI's taxonomy places the organism in Eukaryota, Metazoa, Chordata, Mammalia, Primates, Hylobatidae. Gene Ontology annotation, cellular component: eukaryotic translation initiation factor 3 complex. Gene Ontology annotation, biological process: translational initiation.